UGCAGUACAAGAUUCAGAUUUACCGCCGCGCAUGUUGGUCGAGUUCAAAAUUUACUCUGUGAAAAAAAGGCAGUUCAGUGACCGUCUGCAGGCUUUUGGCAACUGUAUAAAAUGGCAGUUAUCCUAGAGACUACUCUUGGGGACAUUACCGUCGACCUGUAUACCGAAGAAAGGCCUAGAACAUGCCUGAACUUCCUAAAACUGUGCAAGAUGAAAUACUACAACUUCUGUCUCUUCCACUCAGUACAGAGGAACUUCAUGGUUCAAACGGGAGAUCCCACUGGCACAGGACGGGGAGGGGAGUCCAUCUUCUGUAAAUUGUACGGAGACCAGGCACGGUUUUUCGAGAUGGAGACAAAUCCGCGACUGAAACACCGGAAAGUCGGCACGCUCUCCAUGGUCAACAAUGGCGGCAACAUGCACGGAUCCCAGUUCCUGCUGACGACUCGUGAGGAUGUGGACUACCUGGAUGGACAGCACACCGUGUUUGGGGAGGUGAGCGAGGGAGAGGACAUACUGAACCAGAUUAAUGAAGCUAUCUGUGAUAACGAGCACAGACCAUACCAGGAUAUCAGAAUUAACCACACCGUUGUGUUGGACGACCCGUUUGACGACCCCGCGGGAUUGGCCGACCACAUCCCGGAUCGCUCACCGGAACCUACCAAGGAACAACUGGAGAGUGGGCGGAUCGGUGCGGACGAGGCGAUAGACGACACGGCGGGGCGGAGUCAUGAGGAGGUGGAGGAGAUGCUGCAGGAGAAGGAGGCCAAGGCUCGCACACAGAUCCUCGAGAUGGUUGGAGACCUUCCCGAGGCUGAUGUAGCGCCCCCCGACAACGUGCUGUUUGUCUGCAAGCUGAACCCCGUCACACAGGACGAGGACCUCGAGGUCAUCUUCUCCAGGUUCGGCGAGAUCAAAUGCUGUGAGGUCAUCAGGGACCAGAAGACAGGAGACUCCCUCUGCUAUGCCUUUGUGGAGUUUGAGAAGCCCGAGGCUUGUGAAGAGGCGUACUUUAAGAUGGACAACGUUCUGAUCGAUGACCGCCGCAUCCACGUGGACUUCAGCCAGUCUGUGUCCAAGGUUUGGAAAGGUGGCCCGAAUGCAACCAAGGGAGGCCAGAAGUCCAAGUUUGAGCUAAAGGAUAAAUCCAAGGGAGCUGGGAAACAGUAUGAUCUGAUCCUGGAGGAUGAGGAGGAGGCUGGACACAGCAGGACCAGGGGGAGGGACAGGUCCCCUGACACUGGGCACGACAGGAGGAGCAAGGACUCAGAGAGCAGGUCCAGACAUGACAAACACAAGAAGAAACACCGACGUGACAGCAGCAGCUCCGAAGACGAGAGGAGACACCACAGAAAACAUCACAGGAAGGAACGCGACUCACACGACAAGAAGCACCGCAAACACGAUCGCGAUUCCGGUGACGAAAGCCACGGGAAAAGAGACAGACACGAAAGAGACGAUAGACCCAAGCACCGAGAACACUACAGAAGUAGGAGUAGGGAGAAAGAACAUAGACACAGUAGACACGAAAAGCAUAGACACAAGCACUAAGAACC
Molecule: messenger RNA, 1556 nt
Organism: Branchiostoma belcheri (Belcher's lancelet)
Lineage: Eukaryota; Metazoa; Chordata; Leptocardii; Amphioxiformes; Branchiostomatidae
Product: peptidyl-prolyl cis-trans isomerase-like 4
Exons: 13
Coding region: 112-1551 (479 amino acids)
Biological process (GO): protein peptidyl-prolyl isomerization
Cellular component (GO): nucleus
Molecular function (GO): peptidyl-prolyl cis-trans isomerase activity; RNA binding
Source: RefSeq, a predicted model, not a curated record